AUGAGAGGAAAAUAUAUUUCUUUACUAGUUCUCAUCAUUGUCAUAGUCGCCAAAUAUCUUUCUUCAACACCUGAACUAAGAAUAAGUGAUUUUCCAGAAGAUUUCAUUUUUGGGUCUUCAACAUCUGCUUACCAGAUUGAAGGAGCUGCUCAUGAAGAUGGUAAAGGUCCAAGUAUCUGGGAUACCUUCACUGAAAAAUAUCCAGAAAGAAUAAAGGAUCGUAGCAAUGGGUCUGUAGCAACUGACUCUUACCAUCGUUACAAGGAAGAUGUGGCUUUAAUGCAUCAAAUUGGUCUCAAUGCUUACAGAUUCUCCAUCUCAUGGUCGAGAAUACUGCCUCAUGGAAAUGUUAAAGGAGGAAUCAACCAAGCUGGUAUUGACUAUUACAACAACUUAAUCAAUGAGCUUUUGUCCAAAGGAAUUACGCCUUUUGCCACCAUUUAUCAUUGGGACACACCACAAGGCAUUGAAGAUGAUUACGGUGGACUCCUUGGCGCAGAAAUUGUAAACGAUUUUCGCGAUUAUGCGGAUAUUUGCUUUAAGAAUUUUGGAGAUAGAGUGAAGCAUUGGGUGACAAUGAACGAGCCAUUGUCAGUUGUGCAAGGAGGGUAUGGUUCAGGUAAAACAGCUCCAGGAAGAUGCUCUAAAUUCACAAACCCUAAUUGCAUCGCCGGAGAUGGAGCCACCGAGCCUUAUAUUGUCGGUCAUAACCUCAUCCUUUGUCAUGGAGCUGCCGUAGAAGUCUACAGAGAAAAAUACAAUGCAUCUCAAAAAGGUCAAGUUGGUAUUGCUUUGAACACGGCUUGGAAAUUGCCAUAUACCGAAGAAUCAGCCGAAGAUAAGUUAGCUGUGGCACGAGUCCUUGCUUUCUCAUUUGACUACUUUAUGGAGCCACUUGUGACCGGUCAAUACCCACUCGACAUGGUUAACAAAGUAAAAGGUCGUUUGCCUACAUUCACUGAACAACAAUCUAAGAUGCUUAGGGGCUCAUAUGAUUUCAUUGGCAUUAAUUAUUACUCCUCCGCUUACGUAAUGGAUAUCCCCUGCUCCACCGAACAUGUUACAUUGUUCUCUGAUCCUUGUGCCAACACCACAGUUGUAAGAAAUGGAGUUCCCAUCGGUCCAAAGGCUGCAUCAGAUUGGCUUUCGAUAUAUCCAAAGGGAAUUCGUGAUCUUAUCCUUUAUACAAAAUAUAAAUUCAAAGACCCGGUCAUCUACAUAACCGAAAACGGGAGAGAUGAACUCCGUGAAGAUGUUUCUCCGGACGGAAAUAGAAUCGAUUAUUACACUCAACAUCUUGAGAUGGUUAAGGACGCGAUCUCGGUUGGAGCUAAGGUGAAGGGAUUUUUCGUAUGGUCGUUGUUGGACAACUUUGAAUGGAGCACGGGAUACACCGUCCGAUUUGGGCUGGUUUACGUGGAUUUCGACGAUGGAUGUAAGAGACGCCUGAAAAAAUCGGCAAAGUGGUUCAAGAAUUUCUUGAAAUCAAAAUAAGCAAUUGAUGGAAACUGUACCUUUCGUUUGGAAAUCAUAAGGAACAUCCUAGUUUUAAUAUUUUAUAAUAAGGAUUCUUAAGAAUCUCUGAUAUUCAUCUUUUGUCUUCCUCUUUUGAGUCUGUUGCUUUUCGUUUUUACCAUCGUGAAUCCUUAAGUUUUGAGGAUGGGCUUGCAAAAUAGGCUCUUAGGGGCCUUGUAAUGAACUUGGGCUAACAACCCACUAAGGUAAUGAA
Molecule: messenger RNA, 1729 nt
Organism: Eruca vesicaria subsp. sativa (arugula)
Lineage: Eukaryota; Viridiplantae; Streptophyta; Magnoliopsida; Brassicales; Brassicaceae
Source: the annotation of a GenBank genome assembly